GAGAAAAUCGCCAUUACUCGCCUGCUCCCCAUCGCUCAACAGUCGCUCACGAUCGAACGCGAGAAACAAACAAAAACAGGUCCGCCGGGGGCCUCGCCAUGCGCAAUGGAGCAGAUUGAUGCGCAGGUCAGCGACUUGCGCUACUUGACCCAAGCAGCCGUUCCUUUGCCGCCUGACCGCGCUGCCAAUGCCGCCGCUUAUUCUCCACACAAUCACUCUGUCCAUUCCCCCCUUUCCGCGACCCCCGGAGACAAUUCCGCACAACAACCAGGGGCCUCCAGAGGUGCAACUCAAGUUGGAACGCCUGGCUCAAGCUCCGUUACUGGUUCCAAGAGGAAGUCAGAGGAUGAGAGCAAUGCUGCUAAGCAGCAGAGAAGCAAGAGGAACCGGUGCCUCUAUGCCCCGAAUUGCUGCUCCAACAGCUUCAAGGACUCGGACGAGUACAAGACCAUGACGGAGCAGAUGACCCGCUUGCAAGAGCAGGUCGAUAACCUCUAUCAGAACAUGAAUACUCUCCGGUCUGAAACCCUGCGUCUGGCGCCCAUCCAGGACAAAGUAUUGCCUUUCCCCUCAAGCACAGUUCAGGCCUCCCCGGCGAGCUCGCUGUCUCCUCUCCACCGGCCUGAGUUGACCCAAACGAAGCAGGCAACUUUCCGUGGCCCAACAAGUAUGGCUUACAGCCUGGACAUCGCCAACACUACCAUUCACAAUAUGGGUUACAAGGGCAUUGGGGAGGAUGAACAAGGCACGCCCCUGGGUGUACCCGAGGACAGUCCUUUCCGCAUGCCUCCUCAAGAAAGCCAAAUUGACCCCUUGUGGGACUUUGGCAAGGACGAGAUGAUUCGUUUGUGUCGCCUACAUGACGAAGAGGUCGGCAUCAUGUAUCCUGUCAUCAAGAUACCGUCAGUCAUUGAGCAUGUCCGUCACCUGACGGCUUACAUGGAAUCAGCCAGAAAGCAGGGAAUCACGCCAAACCUCAAUGAUGACAAGACACUGCAGCUCAAGAUCGUCAUGAGCUGCGCUCUUGUGGUGGAAGAGCACGGCCACAGUGAAAAAGCGUGCAAGCUCAUUGACAGCAUGGACGCCGUUCUCAAUCGGAAGCUCAUGGUCGAGGUGGUCGACUUUGUGAGUCUUCCAGCUUUGUGUCUUCUCGCUGGUUACAGAUUCUUGGCCAACGAGGAAAUCCUGGCAUGGCGCGUAAUGGGCCAAGUCACCAGACUGUGCUUGGAGAUGGGCAUCCACAGAACAACCGGCAUCGCCAAAAUCAAGAACGAAGAGGAUAGGAAAAAUGCGUUGAACAGUUUCUGGUCGGCCUACGUUCUGGAUCGGCGGUGGGCUUUCAACACUGGCUUGCCGUUCGUCGUUCCGGAUGAAGAGAUCGAUCCAGAAUUACCCAUGCCUGAAGAAUAUCCGUACUUGGUUGCUAUGAUCAGCUACUCGAGGUUGGGAGCCAAGGUCUGGCGUCAAGUCACAGACUUUGGCCCUGUCCUAGCCCGUGAGCUCCGCCAUGAAGACAUGGAGCAGUUAGACCAAGAGAUCCUUCAAUGGUAUGAGAACGUACCAGAAGAAGUCAAACUACGCAAUUGGGAUAAGGAGAAGCAAAUGACCUCGACUCCGUCGUAUAACCUUCAACGCCUGCGCAUCUGGACAUAUCUCCGGUUUAAUCAGAUCCGCAUCUGGCUGUAUACACCAAUCCUGCAUAGCGCAACUAGCAUCAUGGGCCACUUUGCUCAAGCUCAGCGUGUAGUUGAUCUCGCGAAAGACACGAUCCGCUAUCUAAGCCAUCUCAACAACACCACGAAUUUGUAUCGUAAGAUACAAGUAUUCUACCACCAAUUUCUGACAUCGGCAAUUUCUGUUCUCUUCCUGGCUUCUGUCCAUGCACCAGUGAGGUUUAGCUCCACGUGCCGAGAAGAGUUCUACAUGGCCCUGGAGCUUGUCAAGGACCUAUCCGCCAAAAGUUGGGUCUCCCAGCGGCUAUGGCGUACCAUCAGUUCCCUCAAAGAAGUUGCACCAAGCAUUGGUCUUCGCAACUUGCCAGAUGAAGAUGCGCACAGCUCCGCGGCUCUGACAAUGGCUGGACUCGCGAGUGGCGGACGCAUGCCAAACAGCCCGGCGGGGAUUGCGCCUUUCGGACGCUCAUCCACAACGCCAACGAUACCCCAACAACAAACGCCAAACCUGGAUACGGCCCAGUCACCAAAUAACGGAGUCCGCAUUCAAAACGAGAUGAGUCGCAUUUUUGAGGGAUACUUGGGGCUCAACGGCUUCGCAUCUAAUGGGGACGAUGGUUUCGGUGGCCAGUCCGACGCCAGCAUGCCGCCGACCACUGCUGUAUCGAGCCCAUACGUCGACAACGUCUUCAACCACUUUAGGGAAAUGUUCUAG
Molecule: messenger RNA, 2388 nt
Organism: Colletotrichum paranaense
Lineage: Eukaryota; Fungi; Ascomycota; Sordariomycetes; Glomerellales; Glomerellaceae
Product: fungal specific transcription factor domain-containing protein
Exons: 4
Biological process (GO): DNA-templated transcription; positive regulation of transcription from RNA polymerase II promoter by galactose
Cellular component (GO): nucleus
Molecular function (GO): zinc ion binding; DNA-binding transcription factor activity, RNA polymerase II-specific; RNA polymerase II cis-regulatory region sequence-specific DNA binding
Source: RefSeq, a predicted model, not a curated record